GACCAACUUAAGAGGGUUGGGGCUCCGAAGGACUGCCCUCCGCGGCGGGAGGAGAGUCUUUCUCCCGGAUCAGCCCCGUCGGCACAUCGGCUCUCAAACGCCCAUCGACGGCAGUCGCUGUCCGAGCGCCGUGGUGCUGAAACGAGAGCUCCGAGUCCGCGAGGCUGCCAGUUCGGUGCGCGCUUCUUCGGAGCUGUCCGCGGACACCAGGUGCUGAACUUCUUCCCCUUGGCCUUGGUCUACUCUUCCCCCCCCCCCGCCGGAGUUCUGUUGAGCCUCGAUGGGAAACAACGAGGGGAACCCUUCUUCAACAAGAGACGAGAUGCUCAUCUAAGAAGCCAGCCUACUCCACGACCCACCUGAGCGUCUUCCCGCCAUCUCCAGUUGGGUGCUAACUCCGCUCCCGUAUCUGCUGCCGCCGCCGCCGCCGCUCUCUGUUCUGCCUAACCAUGGCUUUCAUGGUGAAGUCAAUGGUUGGUGGGCAACUGAAGAAUCUCACCGGUGGCUUGGGGGGAGAAGACAAAGGAGAAGGGGACAAAUCUCCAGCGGAAGCCCAAGGAAUGACGAAGGAAGAAUAUGAAGAGUAUCAGAAGCAGCUGGUGGAAGAAAAGAUGGAACGUGAUGCCGAGUUUGCCCAGAAGAAGGCUGAGCGUGCUACUCUGAGGACUCACUUCCGUGACAAAUACAAACUGCCCAAGAACGAAACCGAUGACAACCAGAUCCAACUAGCUGGGGGUGACGUGGAGCUGCCUAAGGAGCUGGCCAAGAUGAUAGAGCAAGACAACGAGGAAGAAGAGGAAAAGGACUCUGUUAUCGGACAGCUGACCAACAUCCAGAACCUAGACCUAGAUUCCUUGAAGGACAAAGCCCAAGCCACCAUAGAUGACCUGAAGCAGUCCGCUGAGAAAUGCGCCGUCAUGUGACUCCAUGCUGCCUCUUGAUCCCAGUUGGUCAACUUGGGACCCGUGUGAGUGGGGUGGGGUGAUCUGUAAGGGGGCAAGGCUGAUCUUAGUCGAUGAGAAAGACCCAACAGACGCCCAACGAGUUUGUCUUCCUUGUGUGCGCGUGUGCGUGAGCUGAGUAUUUUCUUUGCAGCCCAAAUCCCCUCCCUUGUAACGUAUAUCCUUCCUCCUUCCAUCCCUCUUCAGUGGACAUGAGGUGUGCGUACCUGUCUCAGGUUAGAACCAUCCGUUGUUUGACCCUCCCCACCCCUUCCCUUACCACGGUCCACCUUGAAGUGCUACCUCUCUCCGACCUUCUCCCUUUCCUCAUACAUCUUAGACAGUCUAUCUUCCAUCAACCUUUUGAUGGAGAAGGAUAAGAGCCAUUUACUAUCCCGGGAGUCGUCCUGGCUGUGUACUGAAAUGAAUAUGCACCAUACACCAUACACUCUUACACACACACCAGGGGUGAGUUCUACUUACCUUUACUACCGGUUCACAAUGGGAGUGCAGAUUGUCAAUUAUGACGUCCUAGCGGGUGGACGGAGCCUCCUACCGCUUUUACUACCGGUUCGUAAGAACCAGACAGAACCGGGAGCAACCCACCACUGACACACAUCCCUUCUAUACAGAAACCCAAUUUGAAGAGGGAACUUCUUGUAGAAAGAGGCUGAAGCAGCAAAGGAACCCUUGCCAAGAGAAGUUCCAAGUCUUGUAAAUUAGGUGGCUUGGCCACUUGUACGUCUUCCAGUUCAAGGCUUGGGGGCAAGAGAAAAUCCCACCCACUUCCUCUGCCGUAGCUCCCUACUAUGAAUCAGAACUUCCAGAAUUUCAGAAAGCCCAAUUCUAUCGUCCCCCCUAUUUUCCAGGUGGAGAAAACACAGCUUGGGCCUCUCAUUCUACCCCUGAAGCCAUACAAGGAUGAAGGUCUCUUUGGUUGGUGCUUAAUCAACCAUAAUCCCGUAGGCGUUUUUGUGCUCUGUUUCAAUGUCUAACAAUACAUCCUCCUGGGACCUUCUCACUGUCAUGUUUUCAACAACUAGCGGGAAGGGUAUAAUUACCUGUGUAACAAACGUGGCAAUCUUUAUGUUGUAACGUGACUAUGCAGUAUUCUUUGACCCUCGACCUUCGAUGCUUCCCUUCUUUUUUUUUUUUCCAUGGUACUGUUUGAUUUGGUGGAAUAAAGACCAAGCUUCUAUGCA
This is a messenger RNA of Pantherophis guttatus, 2143 nucleotides long. It is a transcript of the gene CPLX3, whose product is annotated as complexin 3. Gene Ontology annotation, molecular function: syntaxin binding. Gene Ontology annotation, biological process: neurotransmitter transport; synaptic vesicle exocytosis; regulation of neurotransmitter secretion. Lineage: Eukaryota; Metazoa; Chordata; Lepidosauria; Squamata; Colubridae. Gene Ontology annotation, cellular component: SNARE complex; terminal bouton. The record is from RefSeq and is a predicted model, not a curated record.